Sycon ciliatum is the source of this 1109-nucleotide messenger RNA. RefSeq lists its product as uncharacterized. The transcript has 5 exons. Bases 347 to 997 code for a protein of 216 amino acids. The record is from RefSeq and is a predicted model, not a curated record. Lineage: Eukaryota; Metazoa; Porifera; Calcarea; Leucosolenida; Sycettidae.
CAUCCGCCGUGGCCGCAACAUACAGCGCUCUCCAUCGAGAGAGGACCGCACCUGUACUAUUAAUUUUACUACAGGUGAAUGUCGUUUUAUCCAGAAGUUCGCGGAACCAGUACACAGUCUCACCCUAUGUAAUGAGACUCUCUGACUGUCUGACACAGCUGAGAACUUUGUCUUUGAGGAGCCUUCGGCUUCGGAAUGGUGGUCCAUUAGAAAAAAGAGUGGAGUGUGUAUUUUGGAAACUUCCGUCCGCAAAUUACAGCUUGCAAACAGCUUGCAACUAAGGACUCCACUCAUUCUAUGGCGGUGACAAAAAGGAGAUAAACAACUGCAUGCCAUACGCUUCGAAAUGCCUCACGAAUCGAAGCAGCGGGUUCAUUCACCGCCGUCGACACAGCGCCAGCGCUCAUUGAGCGCUCCGGCGGAGGCGACCGGUGCUCAGCGACGGCGGAGAACGUUCACGACGAACCAGUUCAACUACGUGUGGCGACCAUCCUACCAGCGCAACGCCGGCGAGGCGUUCGGACGCAAGCGGCCCAGCUCACCGAAUCGCCAUCACAACCCGCACCCGCUCGGCCUAGCUACACAGGAACCGUACAACAAGGAUAAUGCGGUUUUCGGCACGUGGAAUCCCAGCAUGAACUUGAUCCUACAGCAGUUGCCGGAGAAGAUCACACAUGCCAAUGAGAGCAAUUUCACGGCUGGACACAUUUCGGACAAGGCUGAGUUGAGCACGGACUACGGCAGUCUGGCGGAUGCCGUGGGUCAGCCCAAGUACCGCAGUCUGACGGCGGUCUCGUUUCGAUCGCCCGACGAGCUGAGUCGCUAUCGGGACCACACGGUGCCCAUCUCUCGCUACGGCAGCAACACCCAUCGCAUGGCCUCCUCAAGUGGAAUAGUUCCCAACGCCCUGCGGCCCUGGCAGACAGACAAGCGGAGAAAGCCACCAUCGAACUACGGAAUGACAUCACACAAACUUCUAGCACCAAGGAAUGGAUAGGAACUGACGAUUCAGGACAUGAACAUGUGCUCGAGGUUCUUUGCAAGGUGAAGGUGGCGCUACAUUCUCCGACGAUUCAUCCGUCAGGACUUGAGACACUACAUCUGUUUGC